Messenger RNA from Hyphopichia burtonii NRRL Y-1933, 750 nucleotides. RefSeq lists its product as uncharacterized. Gene Ontology annotation, cellular component: endomembrane system; membrane. Lineage: Eukaryota; Fungi; Ascomycota; Pichiomycetes; Serinales; Debaryomycetaceae. The coding region runs from base 101 to 667 and encodes 188 amino acids. The transcript has a single exon. The record is from RefSeq and is a predicted model, not a curated record.
CUGAUCUAAACACGCGGAUGUUAACUGAAAACUGCUUAACCCCAUCUCUUUUCUUUAAUACUUCUACCAAAGCUGUCAGUACCCAGAAAUUAUAUUGGAAAUGACUGAAAAGCAUAAACUGAAAGAUAGCCUGUUUGGAAUUAUAGAUAUUGUGAGGGUUAUUGGGGGGCUUAUUUUUUUGAAUGCAUUCUUAUCGUGGUGGUUUACUUCCAGUUCGACAUGGGGUUAUAAAGGUAAAUGGGUUGACCAUAGAUAUUUAGCAUUAAGAUUAACUAAUAGCUAUGUAAACUUAACCACCGAAGAAUUAGCAUUAUAUAAUGGAACUGAUCAAAAUUUGCCCAUUUAUCUUGCGAUCAAUGGUAAAGUCUACGAUGUUACUAAUGGUAGAGCCUUUUAUGGACCUCCAGCAACCUAUUCAUCUUUCAGUGGAAAAGAUUCUGCCAGAGCAUUUGUGACUGGAUGUAUCAAGUCACCUGAACAAUAUACGCAUGAUUUACGAGGCAUAGAGCCAACGAAGGCAGCUAAACAUAUUGCUGAUUGGCAAAAAUACUAUGAUGACAGUGAUAAAUAUUGGUAUGUCGGAACCGUUCACCAUAAAGAACUUACAGGAGAGCCACCAGCUCCAUGCAAAGGUGCUCCAUAUCCAGGAAUGACAUCAGAUUUUUGAUUUAGAUAAAUUUGCUUUUGCAACUAAUGUAAAUAUACGAAGUUUCUAAUAUGUGUAUCUAAUAUAUGUAUCUAAUAUAAGAG